Haliotis rufescens (red abalone) is the source of this 1786-nucleotide messenger RNA. Its product is annotated as 40S ribosomal protein S6-like. Gene Ontology annotation, molecular function: structural constituent of ribosome. The transcript is spliced from 5 exons. Gene Ontology annotation, biological process: translation. The coding region runs from base 144 to 899 and encodes 251 amino acids. Gene Ontology annotation, cellular component: ribosome. The record is from RefSeq and is a predicted model, not a curated record. Lineage: Eukaryota; Metazoa; Mollusca; Gastropoda; Lepetellida; Haliotidae.
UUUAAUCCACAUUAAGAAUUAAAGCGAUUGAACAGAAAUGGAACUGUACAAUACGCCGAAAAUAUGAGUCGAGAUUACAUUUACCCUUCCGGUGCAACUUUCUUUUUCCGGUCGGCCAUCGAGAUUGGUCGUUACAUCUAAGGAUGAAGCUGAACAUAGCUUAUCCAGCCACUGGCUGUCAAAAACUGAUCGAAGUUGAUGAUGAAAAGAAACUUCGGCCCUUCUAUGACAAGCGUAUGUCAGCUGAAGUGACGGCUGAAAACCUAGGAGAUGAGUGGAAGGGAUAUCUCCUUCGCAUCACCGGCGGCAAUGACAAGCAGGGCUUCCCUAUGAAACAGGGUGUCUUGACAAAUGGCCGUGUGCGAUUGCUCCUAUCCAAGGGCCACUCUUGCUUCCGACCCAGGAGGUCUGGCGAGCGCAAGAGGAAGUCUGUCCGUGGAUGCAUUGUUGAUGGACAACUCUCUGUACUCUCCAUGAUUAUCAUCAAGAAGGGUGAAAAAGAUAUCCCUGGCCUUACUGACAAGACCAUCCCCCGUCGUCUUGGACCCAAGAGAGCCAGCAAGAUCAGGAAGCUGUUCAACCUGUCCAAGGAAGAUGAUGUGAGACAAUAUGUCAUCCGCAGACCUCUGCCUGAGAAGGAAGGCAAGAAGGCCAAGACAAAGGCUCCUAAGAUCCAGCGGUUGGUCACCCCACUGGUGCUGCAGCACAAGAGACAUCGCAUGGCACUCAAGAAGAGGAGGAAUGCUAAGAAACGUGAGGAUGCUGCAGAGUAUGCUAAACUCUUGGCCCAGAGAAUGAAGGAAGCCAAGGAGCGCAAGAGGAGGAGAUCCUCCAACUCAAAGAGCAGGAGUGAAAGCAAAAGCGAAACUACCAGCAAAGAUACUAAGGCCAAGAAGUAAAUGACCUGUAAAAUAUGAAGGGGAAAUAAAAAAAAUUUGAAAAAAAGAUUGUCUUUUGUCAUUAAAACUAGGAUAAUAUGAUGGUUUAUUCAAGUUGUCAUAGACUGGCAACAGAAUAGGGUUGCUGCAGUUCACAGUACAGAGUGGAUGUGCUGGUAAUACGAGGACCAUCUGAUCAUGUUUGACACCCACAUUUGUUCUGAUAUGAUCUGCAGGCUCUGUUCAACAAAAUGGUCUUAGUGCUACAAAGCCAUGUAAAGGUAUAGGAGUUGCAAUCACCUUAGCACAAAGAUUGCUGUGUGGAACCAGGCCCUACUUUGUUACCAUAAUACCUGCGUUUGUGAUUCACCAGUGUGGUAAACGUUCUCCCUGCUUACAUUUGUGCCAUCAAUGGAAGUGCAUUACAAUUAUUUGUUGCCUACUUCAUGUACACUGUCAAAUCCAACUUGUCCACAGCCCAUUUUGGACUAUUAGUUUAUGUAAUAUGGCUAGACUUUGGUAGAAAACUACUGGUUUUUCACUGGUAUUUGACUUACGGAGUAGUGUUUAUGUCCAUCCCUGGUUGAUGUUCUUUUUCUUAAGUAUCUUGUGAAAGGUGGCACUCAUUUAAAAAUCACAUUUAUCAGUUUUGUUUAAGUGGGAUGUAUAGCUUUCAAGUUGUAUGAAAAGAGGUUUGUGUGAUAAUUUAUAAUUGGCUUAUUAAGAUAGCUCCCAGGAGCAUGGUAACACACAAAGCAGCCAUUUUUUCUACAGAUGUUGGUAAAAUAGUAGUUAGGGACACAAACUUUGCGAUGAAUCUUUAAAAUCAGAUGGAACAUGCAUGCCAAGACAGGAACAUGACGUUGACCAAUCAGUUCUUUGGAAAUAAAAAUACUAUGUAAAAUUGA